Molecule: messenger RNA, 2466 nt
Organism: Aphis gossypii (cotton aphid)
Lineage: Eukaryota; Metazoa; Arthropoda; Insecta; Hemiptera; Aphididae
Product: fidgetin-like protein 1
Exons: 14
Coding region: 241-2037 (598 amino acids)
Molecular function (GO): microtubule severing ATPase activity; ATP hydrolysis activity; ATP binding
Source: RefSeq, a predicted model, not a curated record
CACAGCUUUAACUGUUUAAACUUUAAAGUGGUAUUCACAAUCGUAGAAAAGGCCUUCUCUACAUCGUGUUUCUAAUAUUUUUACUCGUAUAAUAGUCGUAUUCAAUACUCAGGCUUUAGAUACUAUCAACUACCUAUUUAAUAUGUAAUGUCUAUAUGUGUACUGUAGGUGAAUUGCCAUUAGAGUUAAUUACUUUUUCACUUAUACCGUUGAGACUUUUGUAUCAAGAUAUUAAAAAUUAUGUGCGACGGCGUAAACGAGAUAAAAAACAAAUUUAGAGAUGUCUAUUUGCACAGCAAGUUCGAUGAAGACCUUAACAACGAUUCGAAAACGGCCAAUUCAAAAAGAAAAUGCUUGUACCAGGCAUAUUCCUUGGCAAACUCUUUAAAAGAAACCGAUUGGAUUUGGAGCCACAUGCGAUCUGAAUUAAAAUCUUACUCAAAUCUUAUUGACAAUAAAAAAGGUGUCAAUAAUUUUAUAUCAGCUAUUGAUAAAAUUACUUUAGGAACUAACAAUGUAAAAGCUUGGAAGAUGAAGACCAAAUUUGAUGUAACAAAACCUGUUAACGAUUUUAAAAAAUCAAUUAGAUGUCCAGAUCAUCUUAACUGUAAAAUUGAACCAAGCAACGAAUUUUACUUAAGUUUUCCAAAACAUAACAAUGUUACUCAAAACACAGAUAAAUCUGAUAGUCAAAUUAUACAUACAAAUUCAUUUAGAAAUGAAUCAACUACUCAGACAUUUAAAAAUAAUAAUAGUAAAACAUUUAUUAAAACACCUAUUACAAUAAUUCAACCUAUUAAUAAUAGAAAAAGAAGUAAAUAUGAUGACGAUUCACCUCCACGCAUACAGCCUAACAUAAAAAAUAAACGAGAAGACUCUUCCUAUAGUAAUCAAUCUCAAUUUAAUGGCUUCCAUACUGCAAAAACAGAAUUGCAUAUUCAAGUUAACAAACAAAACAAUGUUCAUUCUAAUACCUCAGAAACAUUAAUUAAAAAAUCUCUGGGUGUGAAUAAAUCACGCAGUGUUGUUAGCAAAUUUGUUAAUCCGUCAACUGAUAAUCAAAAAAAAGAUGAAGUAAAAAAUGAAUCAACUUUUGAUGAUAAUCCAUAUUUAAAAAAUAUUGAUCCUAAAAUGGUUGAAAUGAUUAGAAAUGAAAUAAUUGAAUGUAAAAAUCUAAUAACAUGGGAUGACAUAUCUGGUCUAGAAUUUGCUAAAAAUACUAUACAAGAAUCUGUAAUUUGGCCUCUUUUAAGACCAGAUAUAUUCAAGGGUAUUAGAAGACCACCUAAAGGCAUAUUACUUUUUGGUCCACCUGGCACUGGGAAAACUUUAAUUGGUAAAUGUAUCGCUUCUCAAUCCAACUCAACAUUUUUUAGUAUUAGUGCAUCAACUAUAACAUCUAAAUGGAUUGGAGAAGGAGAGAAGUCUGUAAGAGCUUUAUUUGCAGUAGCAAGAUGUCAUCAGCCUGCAGUCAUUUUUAUCGAUGAAAUUGAUUCAUUAUUAUGUCAAAGAAGCGAACAAGAACAUGAAAGUUCUAGAAAAAUUAAAACUGAGUUUCUUAUUCAAUUAGAUGGAGCUGGUACGAGUGAUGAUGAUAGAAUACUAAUAAUUGGUGCUACAAAUCGACCCCAAGAAUUAGAUGAAGCUGCCAGGAGAAGACUUGUAAAAAAACUGUAUAUAAGAUUGCCUGAUCAACAAGCUAGAAAAGAUAUGAUUAAAAAAUUAGUGGGUUCAGAAAACCAUGUUCUAUUAGAUGAUGAUUUGGAAAAAAUUGCUUCUUUAAGCAGUGGUUAUUCUGGAGCAGAUAUGAAAAGUCUAUGUCAAGAAGCAUCUCUUGGACCUAUCCGAUCAAUGACUUUUGAUAUGAUUAAUAAAAUCGAAGCUGAUCAGGUACGUCCAAUUAAUUUACAAGAUUUUCUAUCAGCAUUAAAAAUUGUUAUGCCCAGUGUAUCUUCUGAAGAUUUAAAUCAUUAUGUAACAUGGAAUGACAAAUUUGGGUGUAGUGAUUCUGGGUGUAGUGCACAGACAGAUAGUUAAAUGUAGCUAAAUUAAUUAAUGAUUAUAAAAUAUUUCAAUAAUCAAUAAAUUAUUUUUUUUUUAACUUGAGAUUUUAAAACUUAUUGUUUAUUUUAAUAAUUAUAUUUGAUUAAUGUUACAAAGGUAAAAAUAAAAAAUAAAUAGGUUCAAUUAUUAUGUGUUUAUCUAAAUAUUUUUUUAUGUAAGCACCAUUAAUUAAAAGCAUAUUAGUAAAUAUUUUAUUUUAUUAUUUAAGCAAAAAUAAACUAACCUUCAUUCUGAUUUAUUAGUACAAAAUGGUUUUAACCUAUAGUCUAAGCACUCAAAUAAAUACCUACAUCUCUUAGCGCUACCGACCUAGAUAUAUAUAAUAUUAAUCUUUACAUAGUUAAGAUAUGUUUACUGUGAUGAAUUGUGCUUAUGUAAAUAAAUUAAAAAUUAUAUAGAUAA